Chlorocebus sabaeus (green monkey) is the source of this 2976-nucleotide messenger RNA. RefSeq names its product pleckstrin 2 (gene PLEK2). Gene Ontology annotation, biological process: actin cytoskeleton organization; intracellular signal transduction. Gene Ontology annotation, cellular component: plasma membrane. The record is from RefSeq and is a predicted model, not a curated record. Lineage: Eukaryota; Metazoa; Chordata; Mammalia; Primates; Cercopithecidae.
CUGGACACGGGCCAGGGAGGCGUCGCCCAACCGCGUCGGAGCUGCUUCCUGGGCGCCGUGGGCGCUGACUGCGCGGGCCGCGCUGGUGCCGAGGAGCGCGAAGCGCGGGGACGGCGCACCUGGGGUGGCCCUGGCGUGCGGGCGGCGACAUGGAGGAUGGCGUGCUCAAGGAGGGCUUCCUGGUCAAGAGGGGCCACAUUGUCCACAACUGGAAGGCGCGAUGGUUCAUCCUUCGGCAGAACACGCUGGUGUACUACAAGCUUGAGGGGGGUCGGAGAGUGACCCCUCCCAAGGGCCGGAUCUUCUUGGAUGGCUGCACCAUCACCUGCCCCUGCCUGGAGUAUGAAAACCGACCGCUCCUCAUUAAGCUGAAGACUCAAACAUCCACAGAGUACUUCCUGGAGGCCUGUUCUCGAGAGGAGCGGGAUGCCUGGGCCUUUGAGAUAACCGGGGCUAUUCACGCAGGGCAGCCGGGGAAGGUCCAGCAGCUGCACAGCCUGAGAAACUCCUUCAAGCUGCCCCCGCACAUCAGCCUGCAUCGCAUUGUGGACAAGAUGCAUGAUAGCAGCACCGGAAUCCGUUCAAGCCCCAACAUGGAGCAGGGAAGCACCUACAAAAAGACCUUCCUCGGCUCCUCCCUGGUAGACUGGCUCAUCUCCAACAGCUUUGUGGCCAGCCGUCUGGAGGCAGUGACCCUGGCCUCCAUGCUCAUGGAGGAGAACUUCCUCAGGCCGGUGGGUGUCCGAAGCAUGGGAGCCAUUCGCUCUGGGGAUCUGGCCGAGCAGUUCCUGGAUGACUCCACAGCCCUGUAUACUUUUGCUGAGAGCUACAAAAAGAAGAUAAGCCCCAAGGAAGAAAUUAACCUGAGCACUGUGGAGUUAAGUGGCAUGGUGGUGAAACAAGGCUACCUGGCCAAGCAGGGGCACAAGAGGAAAAACUGGAAGGUGCGCCGCUUUGUUCUGAGGAAGGAUCCAGCUUUCCUGCAUUACUACGACCCUUCCAAAGAAGAGAACAGGCCAGUGGGUGGGUUUUCUCUUCGUGGUUCACUCGUGUCUGCUCUGGAGGAUAAUGGCGUUCCCACUGGCCAGCAGCAAGGCUGAGCGAGCUGAGUGGAUUGAAGCUAUCAAAAAGCUAACAUGACAAGGACCUGAGGGAACCAGGAUUCCUCCCUCCUACCAGAUGACACAGACAGGAAUUCCUGGAGAAUGGGAGUGUGUAAAGACUUUUGACUUCUUUGUAAGUUUUGUACUGCUUUGGAGAGUGAAUGCUGAAGAGUUCCUCAGAUUACAAACAGCAAUGGUGCCAUUUCCUUCCUCAUCUUCAUGUUACAAACCUGGAAAGGCUAGAACAGCCAUUAGGUGUCAGCAUCUUGACUUUUGCCCAGCAUCACAAACAGCCAUUUCCUCGGGCACCAAAGUAGGUUCCCUUUGUUGGAACAAUUACACUGGCCAUGCCAUAAUGUUGAAUAAAACUCUCUUCUUAUGCGGUUCUCUCUUAACUUCUUUGGAAUUAGUAAAAGCUGAUAUCUGUUUCUGGCUAUUAGAAUCCCAUACAAAGUUUUAUAGUUUUCAAGCAACAUUUCAAGUAUCUCUGUCAUUAAGACAUACUUCAUCUUAAAGUGGGGAUGGUGGCCGAACUUUGUACAUUCAGAGAAUAUUGUUUUGCUUUAGAAAACAAGCCUGCAUAAAUAUUAUACAUUACAGAAGUCAUGGACUCUGUCGGAGAACUUAAUCACAUAUAUGAAAAAUACAUACAUAGCUUUUCUAUGAAAAAUAGGCAUUUAGAGAUGCAGAGUAAGAAUGCUCUGAAGGACAGAAAAAGAUGUAAACGGGGAAGGUUUAUAUCAAGACAUUAAAUUUUGGUUUUAAAAUGAACAUAAGCUGAGACAAAUAGGUACCAGGAAACUUCACCAGUUGGGAGGUUAAUCUGUAGUGAAAAGUCUGUAUCAUACAAUACUUUUUAAGAACAUUUUUAUUACUUUCAAGUUUAUACAGUAAUCUGGCACAAGCUAUUGCCAGCAUUCUUGCCAAGUACAAAUGCUUGGACCUCCCCUUAAUCAACAGAUAAAAUACAUAACUUACAUUUAAGGGGAGUGGAUACUUCAAAGUGCUUAAGUAAAAAUUUGUCCUCUUAAAUAGUUCGAACUGUCUCUUGUUAAUCGUGUCUAAAACAUUGACCUGAAUAAUGAGAAAUCCCAAGCUAAUGUUUUACUUAUUCCUUAUAUGGUAAGAGACUACCUUUUAAAGCACCAUUUUCCAUUUGGCAUUUCACCAAGGUCUAAUGCCCCUGGAAUUAGUUUUUUUGUUUUGCCUUUUGAAUAUCGAUAGGUGUUUAUCUGAAUUAAACUACAUUUAGUUUGAUGGCUUCCUGCCUCCAAAUUGGCACAUGUGCCUCACUUUGUAUGGGAGCUAUCAGGAUCUCCAUAGGUUGCAAAGUAGAUGACCAUUACCUUGGGGUUGGGGCAAAUCAGUGAACAAGUCUCGGCAAGGUACUGGCAUUUGUAUUUUUAAAAAAAUCUCCAGCCAUUUUGUUCUUGGUGUAAAAGUAGAAUGGCUGGAGUAUGGCAGCUGAGUAAUAACUGUUCUUACCAUGAUGUAGUGCUUAGCAUGUCUCUAUGGAUCUAUCUUUGAACAUUAUUCACUUAAGAACUGGCUUGUCUUGUUUUGCUAUAACUGAUAUGAAAAAUGGUUUGGGUGGGGCAUGGUGGCUCAUACUCUUAUAGAGGCAGAGGCAGGACAGCUUGAGCCCAGGAUUUCGAGACCUGCCCGGGCAAUAUAACACCAUUUGCCAAAAAAAAAAAAAAAAAAAAGAAAGAAAAAAAACUGGUUUGAAUAUUCGUAUUUCCUCCUGGCUAUUACUCAUUUUCAAUUAAUUUAUGCAUAAAUGAGACCCAAACUAUCACUAAUUUUCAGCUACAUUAAUUGAUAGCCACUUGCCAUCAAUGAAAGGUACAGUGGGGAGUAGAUGAAAUCGUAU